AUGUUCUACUCAGAAGCUUUGCUGCAGAAGAGCGGCCCGCUCGCUCGAGUAUGGCUGUCGGCCAAUCUUGAGAAGCGCCUCUCCAAGACACACAUCCUUCAGUCCAACCUCCAGGACAGUGUUGAGGCCAUCAUCAUGCCGUCGCAGGCACCCAUGGCUCUACGCCUCAGUGGUCAGCUUUUGCUUGGUGUCGUCAGGAUCUACAGCCGGAAAGCCCGGUACCUCCUCGACGACUGCAAUGAAGCUUCUAUGAAGAUUAAAAUGGCAUUCCGCUCCAGUGACAACCACGACAUUCCAGAGGGCACCUUGCACAUCACCAACCGCGAAGCGCUGAUGCUUCCCGAUAAGAUCACGCCUCACGACAACCUCGAGCUGCCCCCUGCACCUGACGCCACCUGGCUGCUCUCGCAACUCGGCGACGAUGUUAUAGCGCAGCCCAUGGGCCGCAAAGGACGCGCCAGCAACCGCGAUAUCAACUUGCAGGAGGAUUUCAACAACAGCCAAUUCCUCCAGGACUCCACGCCAAUGGACAUCGACCUGGUCAUGGGCGAUGGCGACAUGAUUGAGCUGGACCUUGACUUUGGCGAUGGGGACGACGACCUUACCAGGAUAGAGAAGAGCAUUGAAAUGGGUCGUGACGCGCCAGAUGCGCGACCAGCAGAGGACGACGUGUUCAGCGAACUGGAUGUGACAGCCCGUCAGAAGGACCUACCGGGCCGCGAGGAGUCGCUGGCCCUUGACUUCGGUGAUGGAGAGCCACGUAUUGCCGACAAUGACGGUGACAUAACCAUGGGCAUGGAUGAUGCCGACUUCCACUUCAACGACGUCGAUCACUCCGAGCUUCCCGCUCCUUUAGCUCAACCGGACAUCAACCGUGCGCGCAUCUCUGAGUCGCCCCUCUCCGACAUUGACGAGGACAUCACUGCGAGACUGAACGAGGAAGUCUCUCAAUGGCAGAACGCGGACCUCUACGAGCCAACCGAAGAACAAGAUCAGUCUCUGGUGCGUCACACGCAAAGGGCGAGGAAGAGAAAGGUGCUGGUUCCAGACGACCAGACCAUGCUUUCCAGCAAUGCUAUCAAGGAACAGCAGGCGAAUCGCGACAACAUCCUGAAGCCCCAGUCCUUCUUGCCAAGGGAUCCCUUCGUUCUGGCCCUGGUUGACAUGCAGAAGAGCGGUGGGUUCGUCUCCAACAUCUUGCUCGACGGUCGUAGUGCGGCCUGGGCUCCUGAACUGCGAGGCCUGCUGUCUUUCGGACCUGGACGCGCGCCAGAGCUCAAGAGGAAACGCGACAGCGGGAUUGCUGAUAUGGAGAGCGACAAUGACAACGCUGCAUCCAAGUCUCCGCGCCUAGAAAUCGGCGAGGACGACGAUUUUGCUGUUGGCGAUGCUGGUCUCAACAGAUCUAGCAUCGUGGCCGAUGACGGCACGGUCCUCGAGAUUGCUGCCGAUGACGACGACAUGGGCCUCCAGAUGGGUGAUGAUGAUGGCCAGACCGGCGAGAUUGAGGGUAACACGAUACCCGCUUUCGACGACACUGUCGCCCCCAUCGUCCACCCUCAGGACAGCGGGCCUGUGUCGCUCGGCACCAAGCAUGCCGUACACAUUCUUCGCGACCUCUUCGGCGCCGACGCUGAGAACGACGACGAGAAGCGCAGCAAGACGUCCGUUGUCUUCCAGGAUCUCCUCCCCGAGAAGCGCACCACCAAAGCCGACGCGACCAAGAUGUUCUUCGAGUGCCUCGUGCUCGCAACGAAGGAUGCCAUCAAGGUCGAGCAGGGCGACGCCCUCGGCGCUCCCAUUCGUGUCCGCGGCAAGCGUGGCCUCUGGGGCGCGUGGGCUGAGCGCGAGGCUGGUGGCGAAAUCGCCGAGGAGGAGCAAGUUGCCGACGAGGCUGAGCAGCGUGAGCCAUCACCAGCCGCCGUCAGCGCACAGGCCGUUGCCGUUGGUGCGUGA
Molecule: messenger RNA, 1956 nt
Organism: Verticillium dahliae VdLs.17
Lineage: Eukaryota; Fungi; Ascomycota; Sordariomycetes; Glomerellales; Plectosphaerellaceae
Product: double-strand-break repair protein rad21
Exons: 2
Coding region: 1-1956 (651 amino acids)
Biological process (GO): mitotic sister chromatid cohesion; replication-born double-strand break repair via sister chromatid exchange; synaptonemal complex assembly
Cellular component (GO): cohesin complex; synaptonemal complex
Molecular function (GO): protein binding; chromatin binding
Source: RefSeq, a predicted model, not a curated record